AUGAUUUCCUUUUGUCUGUUGCAGAUGACAGGUCAGCGUUAUAAGCGCACCAACUUUGAAGAUGACGAUACGUUUUCCAAUGGCCCAAGUACUCCUCCCGGGAUAGACUUUUUCCCCAGUGUUGCCCUAAAGGGAGGACUGUCGGCAUGGCAGAAGAAGACUCGACUAGAGCGUGUGCUUAUUGUAUUUCUGGUAGUUCUCAUCAUUACAGUCAUUGUGCUAGCCGCAAUGCUGUCUGUCCGUCAGGUCCAGACUCGUACUGUCACCAAGAUACAGACGGUUCAACCAGAUUACUGUGUGACGCCCAAGUGUGUGACAGUCGCCAGCUCUGUUCUCACCUCCAUGGACCGCUCCAUUGACCCCUGUGAGGACUUCUACCAGUAUGCUUGUGGGGGGUGGGAGAAGUCUCACCCUAUCCCUCCUGGUCACUCUCGCUGGAGCACCUUUGGAGAGCUGGUCAGGGACAACCAGGUCAUCAUGAAGAAUGUUCUAGAGAAGCCUCUGAGCUCUGCAAUGAAUGAAGCUGAGAGGAAAGCCAUGUUGUAUUAUAUAUCAUGCGUGGACAAGAAUGAGACCAUUGAGGAUCUUGGUUCCCAGCCCCUGCUGGACGUCAUACGACAGGUGGGCGGGUGGAACAUCUCCUCUGGGUCUGGUGAAUGGGAUGUGAACAAGUGGGACUUACAGACUGUCACGGAGAACGUCUUUCUACUUGACCUCAGCGCUUUCUUCUGGACCUGGGUGGGAGAGGACGACAAAAACUCCUCGCGUAAUAUCCUACAGGUGGACCAAGGGGGAAUAACUCUUCCAGACCGUGACUAUUACCUCAACAAGUCCAUUUCUGAUGACAAGGUACUGUCGGCUUACCUGGAGUACAUGACGGAAGUUGGUGUAUUGUUAGGAGGGGAGAGAAAUGCCACAGAAGAUCAGAUGAGAGACGUCAUUGAGUUUGAGAUUAGACUGGCUGAGAUCACAAUUCCGUCUGAAGAUAGAAGAGAUGUGGAGAAACUGUAUCACUUGCUGACCUUGAGAGAGCUCCAAAGCUUGGCUAGUUUCAUGGAUUGGAAACAUUUUUUCAAUACCCUGUUUGAUACAGUCAACACAACCUUGACGUCUGAUCAGGAGAUAAUUGUUGUGGCACCAAAAUACCUGAAAAAUCUGACCAGCAUUCUGCAGGAUAUGACCAGUACUCCACAGAAAAAGAACACACUGAACAACUACCUGGUGUGGCAGGUGGUGAAGACUUUGGCCUCUUAUCUCACCUUACCCUUCAGGAACGCCAGGAAGAUUCUCACCAAGGCCAUCUCAGGGAGCACCGGAGAAGAAGAGGUGUGGCGAUAUUGUGUAUCUGACACAGAUGGAGUGCUGGGGUUUGCCCUGGGGGCCAUGUUUGUUAGGGAGGCCUUUCAUGGAGACAGCAAACCCAAGGCAGAAGAAAUGGUGACUGAGAUAAAAGUGGCUUUUAAGAAAAAUCUACCUGAUUUGGCUUGGAUGGAUGACGAGACGAGGGCUGCGGCUAUUGACAAGGCCAACGCUGUUGUGGAUAUGAUAGGCUUCCCUCAGUACAUUCUCAACUCUACCAGACUAAACAAAUUGUAUCAGGAGCUUGAAAUACGACCAGAUGAGUACUUCAUGAACAACCUGAGAAACCUCCGCUUUUCCUUAGAGUCAAAUCUCAAUCAGCUGAACAAGAAGCCGGAUAAAACUAUAUGGAGUAUGAGCCCGCCCACCGUCAAUGCUUACUACACGCCCUCCAAAAAUGAGAUCGUCUUCCCGGCUGGAAUUCUGCAGGCGCCAUUUUAUGACAAAAAUAACCCGAUGUCUCUUAACUUUGGUGCUAUGGGAGUUGUGAUUGGACAUGAACUGACACAUGGCUUUGAUGAUUUAGGCCGGGAGUUUGACAAAUUUGGUAACUUCCGUCCGUGGUGGAACAAUGCAUCUGUGGUGAAGUUUACCCGCCGAGCUGACUGUAUGAUCAAUCAGUACUCCAGAUACGUGAUCAAUAAAGAACAUGUGAAUGGCAAACAGACACUGGGUGAGAACAUAGCAGACAACGGAGGACUGAAAGCAGCAUUUCAUGCAUAUGGCACCUGGGUUGAUACACAUGGGAAGGAAAUGAUCUUGCCGUCUUUAAAUCUAACAAACAAGCAGCUGUUCUUUCUGGGCUUUGCACAGGUGUGGUGUACAAGAACAACAGACGAGACGGCCCACAUGGAGUUGUUAAGCGACCCUCACAGCCCGGCUAAGUACAGGGUCAUCGGCACACUGUCCAAUUCCAUUGACUUUGCACAGCAAUUCCACUGCCCAGUCGACUCCCCGAUGAACCCCAGCAAGAAGUGUGAAGUGUGGUAACUCGCGCCCUGUUCGCUCUUUCCUCUUCACUCUUGCAGUAUUUACUAACGUUUUAUAAUAGUGAGGAUAUCUCUUUAACAAAAGUUCCUAAUUUUUUUUUUCUUUGUAUUUAAAUUUACAUUUGAUCUGUUUGUUUCUUUUGUUUUAUGUUUAUUCAACACUUUCAUUAGUUUUAUCUUCAUUAUAUUUCAAAGAUUACAGUUAUUAUGUAAUUUUAUAGAUCAACCAAAGAGUAUUGUCUGUUGGUUCAGCAUAUUUGUCCAACACGAUAGUUCCACUGUCACUUGUGAUUUGUUAGAUUUUUGACAGCUGCAGUAUCACUACAUUGUAUAUGUACAUCUUAUCCAUUUCCUCCAUUUUGCAUAUCAUAUUAUUUCUCCAUUGGCAUAAUACAUAAUGAAUGGCCUUUUUUCCUCUUUAAUUCUGAAACUGUGCAGCAGACUGUGAGCCAAAUUUUUCCCCUUACAGUUGAUUUAUUAUAAAGUGGUCUCCCUUUGCAUCUGAGCUACUGGUGGUCUCCCCUUGUAAUUGGGUCAUUUCAAAGCAGUCUGUCUUAUACUGUGUGAAUCCGAAAAGGGUUUGGUUGGUUUGAUCCGUGACAUAUGAUUUACAUGUACAUGCCUAUGGGCACAUUUGUCAUUGCUGCUUUCUGUACAUAAGUGUAUUUGUUAAUGAAGGACCAGACAUAAGCAGAAAAGUGCACCUCUGCUGGAGUAAUAGUAGAUAAACAAGUGAGCCCUAUAAAUCCUGACAAACCCUGUUACUAUGGGACUUGUGUAUAUGAUACAUUUUUUAUGUAGCUUUAGUAUGUACUCAGAUGUAAAGAUAACCAUGUAAGUUUGUAUAUAAGUACAUGUAUAACACUUUUGUACAUCAGAAAAACCCUCACAUAUAAUAUUGUACUGAUAGUAAAAUCUGCUGUAGUCCCAUGAUAUAAGCUCAAUGGUGAAACUUGUACGUGUUGUGGUCAUAAUGGUUUGUGGCUCUUUUGCAUAUUUGUGCUAUGUAUUUGAAUGUCCCUAAUAACUGGCACAAAGUAGACUAUUUUACAUAGAUCUGUUCGUUAAUGCUGACUGAUGUGUAUGUGUAAAGCCACUAGAGUUGUGCUGUGAUAGCAUGCAGACUCAUCGUACAUGUGUUUGUUGUUGAAUGCAGACAUGUGCUAAAUGUGUUCAUAAGUUGGCCAGCAUCUGGUACAUGUACUCCUCUCUGUGGUUUUACCUGAUAUCGUCAUACAUUUGUGAGGACCCAGAAUGCCUAAUGCACCCACAAGAACAUCACUAAAUGCUCUUUCAUAUCUACAUGUGUUUACAGUCUCUAGGAUUUAGUCAUACAUUUUAAAACAUUUAAAAAUCAUACAUUUAAUGACUGAGAAUUUACAAUCUACGGUUUACUUCAGUCUUGCACUUUUUACCUGAUUGACCAUCUUUAUUCUUAGACUAACUGAGCUUUUAUGACCGAAAGCUUGUACCAAAAUAAAAUCUUCUCCUGUGCAGUGUAAAAACAAAAAAAAUAAUCUAAAGGUGUAAAUUUAUUUUUUUUUAAGUACAUGUACAUUCAAGUGUACUGUGUUUAAGUAGCUUUAUAUCACAGAGAUUAAUCUCUCAGUUUUAUUUUUAUUUUUAAACUUUGUUUUGGCAUGCUUGUGCUGCUGAUUUGAAAUCUUAGACUCAAACAUGUAAAGAUGAUUUAUUUUUGAAAUAAUUUCAUUUUUUUUUUAAUGUUAUGAUGUGAGAACUUGAAAUAAAAGAGAUUUUGACGAAGUGCAACACACAAAACUUGCCCUGAAUUUAAUUUUGUAGGAUAUACAUGCACACACAUGUACCAGUAUGGCUGAGUUGUCUUGUUUAUUUUGUAUGAUAAUGUUCCUAGCAUUUUAAAUGAAUUGAGUUCACAUUUUUUAGUGACCGUACCUGAAUUAUUAUGAUCUCAUAUUAUUAUUUGAAAUAAAGACUUUAGGAGAUGAAAAAAGUUGUGCACUAGAAAGGAUGUAUGCUGAUAUUUUUAAGUCAGUAAUUGGUAAUGUGUUCCUUCAGCGGUAUAGAUUGUCACAUUCACGUGAUAUAUUUUCAUGGAGCCAACAUUUUACAUAGACCCAGUGAUAACUCUGAUAUGUUGUGUGAAGACUUGAUUACACACUUUACUUCAGUGAUUUAAAAAUAAUUAAGGACAUAACAUAAACCAAACAAAAAACAGUAUUGAAUUCAAUAUUGAACAUUCUUCAUCGAUCUUUUUUUCUUCUGUGUUUUAAUCCGAAGACGACAUUAAAAAAAAAUGUAGCAAGAAAAACUUUCAGGGGUAAUCUGAUAAGUUAUUACAUUUUUGUUGACUGAAUCAAGGAAAAACAGAGCCAGAUAUCUUUUCACAUAGUAUAUCAAUUGGUCAUACAAUGUAUGUGUAGGUGUUUAAAUACUACGUGUUAUUCAGCUUACAGGUUGUGAAUAUAUUAGCCAGGUGAGCUCAUUUGUGCAUUUUCUGUACAUUUCAGACGUGUGACAAAAAAGUUCUGGAAUGAAAUGACAAAAAACAAAUGUGAUUACAAUUUUUUUUUUCACAUCUUUUUUUUUUGCUUUUUUUUGAUUUUCACCUCAGAUUAGGUUAUUUUCUUAGGACAAGCUACAUAUAUAUUUAAGACAUUAGUAAUUUUACCAAUUCACCAAUUACCAUAUUGUUAACAGUUUAGUUGUAAAAAAAAUAUAUCUCUGCAUACAUGUAUUAAUUAAACUGUGUAAUUAAACUGUAUUAAUUAAACUCACACACACUCACACACAUACACACACACACAAAUAUUCAUGUAUGUAUCCUCAUAGACAGUUAUAACAGGAUAUCAGACAUAAAAUGUGCAUCAGAUGUUCAGUGUAUUAGAGUAUAAACAUAUCAUUAAGUCUAAAUGUGAUAGAUUUACUAUAUAUGUAUGUAAGUAAAGUACCAUUAAGAUAUGAACUCAGCUUUUGUACAUAAAUAUUAGUGCUGUUUGUAUAGUGACUGACUGUAAAUAUGAUAGAUGUACAUGUGGUCUAGAAUGACCACAGUUGUGACUGACCGCUACUAUAGGCUCAAUUUUAAGGACAUGUACACGUUAGUGUAAUUUUUAUAGCUUGGUGUGUUACAAGGUUUUAUUUUAAACUCUGCUUGCGUUCUAAACUAAAAGGUAUGUAGUUACAACAUAAGAGUAUUUAUAAAUGAUGAUAACAGUUAUUUAACCAAACAACAAGUAUAGACGACUUCCACUUGUGACCAGGUUGGAAAAAAAUUCAUGGUCCAGCGCACAAGAAACAUUUCAGAUGGCUUAGGAAAUUUCCAGCUUUGAAAGUUUGCUAGCAUGACUUUCACACAUUUAACUAGAUCUUGGUACAUGUCUUUAUUUGCUUUUCCUAACAUAAAAUAGAAAGAAUGAGUCCUGUCAGAAUUAUAAUAUACUGUAUACAGUAUGUGUUCACC
This is a messenger RNA of Liolophura sinensis, 5790 nucleotides long. Its product is annotated as endothelin-converting enzyme homolog. The transcript is spliced from 19 exons. The coding region runs from base 1 to 2349 and encodes 782 amino acids. Lineage: Eukaryota; Metazoa; Mollusca; Polyplacophora; Chitonida; Chitonidae. The record is from RefSeq and is a predicted model, not a curated record. Gene Ontology annotation, molecular function: metalloendopeptidase activity. Gene Ontology annotation, cellular component: plasma membrane. Gene Ontology annotation, biological process: protein processing.